This is a messenger RNA of Harmonia axyridis, 1488 nucleotides long. RefSeq names its product putative protein FAM10A4. NCBI's taxonomy places the organism in Eukaryota, Metazoa, Arthropoda, Insecta, Coleoptera, Coccinellidae. Bases 185 to 1306 code for a protein of 373 amino acids. The record is from RefSeq and is a predicted model, not a curated record. Gene Ontology annotation, molecular function: Hsp70 protein binding; protein dimerization activity. The transcript is spliced from 3 exons.
UAAAUAGGAAUCUGUUCGUAAUUUCAAUGAAAAUUUUCCAGAAGUUUUGAUAAGCUUUGAAUUCAUACGAAAGUUUUCCCCAAGUGCCGCUAAACUGGUUGUUGCGAGUAACGAAAAACAAUAAUUGUCAACGAAUACUACUUAGCUUAUUUAAUAGAUUUAUUUUCUUGUCAAAAAUAACAAAAUGAGUUGUCCAUUUGAUCAAGAAGCUCUUGAAAAAUUGAAAGCUUUCAUAGACAUCUGUAAAAGUAAUCCUGAAAUUUUACAUCUUCCGGCUUUGAAUUUUUUCAGAGAAUUUAUAGAAUCAUUUGGUGGGGUAAUUCCUGCUCCAAAAAUGUCGGCAAAGACUGAAGAAACUAAGACUGAACCUCAACCAAAAUCUACAGAAUAUGAAAGUGAUCCCGAAUCUGAUUUGGAGCUAGACAAGGAAGGAUGCAUUGAACCUGAUGAACUUGUUGAUAUUGAAAUGGGAGGUGAAAAAGGAGAGCUUACAGAUGAAGAGAUUGAAAAGGCCCAAGAACUCAGACGUAAAGCUAUCGAACUGUUCAAUGAAGGCAAAUUGGAGGAUUCUAUCUCUGUCUAUUCUGAAGCCAUUGCAGCAGAUCCCUCUUCUGCAUUAUUAUUUGCUAAAAGGGGUCAAGCUCAUUUGAAAUUGAAUAAACCAAAGGCUUGUAUAAGAGAUUGCACUAAGGCAUUGGAACUGAAUCCUGAUUCUGCUGCUGCUUAUAAAUUUAGAGGCAGGGCACACAGACUCUUGGGCGAUUGGGAAGAGGCUGCUCUAGAUUUGAGGCAGGCUUGUAAAAUAGAUUUUGAUGAGCAGUCAGAUGAAUGGUUGAAAGAGGUCACUCCAAAUGCUCAAAAGAUUGAACAACAUCGUUUGAAGAAUGAGCGUAAAAAGUUGGAGAGAGAGGAGAAAGAAAAAUUGGAGAGAAUACAAAAGGCUAGAGAAGCUAGAGCUAAAGCUGCUCAGGAAGGUCAAGAACAAGGUAUACCUCCAAUGGGAGGAAUACCUGGUAUGGAAGGUAUGAAUAUGGGUGACUUCAAUGAAAUAUUUUCAGAUCCUGAAGUGAUGACAGCCCUACAGGAUCCUGAAAUUUCUGCUGCAUUCAGAGAUAUCUCUGUUAAUCCUGCAAAUUUGAUGAAGUACCAGUCAAAUCCAAAAAUAAUGGCUUUGUUCCUAAAGUUAACCUCUAAGAUGAAAGGAUCUAUGGGUGGAGGUUUUCCUGGUGCCUUCCCAGGAGCAGGUUUUGCUCCUCCACAAAGUGCUCCUACUAAUAACGUUUUCCAAGAUGACAAUCUGGAUUAAUUUGUCAGAUAUUUUGCAAUAGAUUUGCCAUAUUUGAAAUGAAAGCUUGAAAAAGUUUUUGGUUUAGUUUAAAAUGAAAUUAGAUAUUCAUGUGGAAGGGAUCUGAAACAGGCCUAUCUAGUUUGUUGAUUUAUCAAUUUAUUCAUUGUAACAUAUUCAGAGGAUUAAAUGAGUUGAUGAAC